Molecule: messenger RNA, 1972 nt
Organism: Gryllus bimaculatus (two-spotted cricket)
Lineage: Eukaryota; Metazoa; Arthropoda; Insecta; Orthoptera; Gryllidae
Source: the annotation of a GenBank genome assembly
CCGCGAUGGGACGUUCACAACGCAGCGCAGCGGCGACAGCCACCUCCUGGACCUUCGCCCUGUGGGCGUUGUGGGCGUUGGCGGUGCCGGCGCGCGCCCUCAUCGACUCCCCGCGCCUCAUCGGCGCCCGCGCCUACGACGCGCCGCUCACCUCCACCGCGCCCUCGCCCUACACCAACGGCGCGGCGGACGCCGACCUCGAGGACCCCGUCGUCACCAUCAGCAAGGGCACGCUGCGCGGCUCGCUGCUGCAGUCGCGCCUCGGCCGCCUCAUCUACGCCUUCCGGGGCAUCCGCUACGUGCAGGCGCCCGUCGGGCCCCUGCGCUUCCAGCCCCCGCAGCCCUACCCUGCGUGGGAAGGAGUGUUCAACGCCACCGAGGACGGCCCCGCCUGCCCGCAGGAGAACGGCUACUCUUUCCCCACCAACGAGGACUGCCUCUUCCUGAACGUGUACACCACGCAGCUGCCCACCGCCCGCACCAACCCCAAGCGACCCGUGUUCCUCUACAUCCACAUGGGUGGAUGGUACGGCAACAACGCUCGCAGUGACAACCACGGACCUCAGUACUUGGCUGACCAGGACCUCGUGAUCGUCACCUUCAACUACCGUCUGGGAGCCCUGGGCUUCAUCUCCACUGGUGAUGACGUGCUCACUGGCAACUACGCCAUGAAGGAUCAGGUCGCCGCCAUGCGCUGGGUGCAGGAGAACAUCGAGGCCUUCGGCGGAGACCCCAACCGCGUCACGCUGGCCGGCUACAGCGCAGGCGCCGCCGCCGUCUGGUUCCACUUGGCCUCCCCCAUGUCCCGCGGCCUCUUCCAGCAGGCCAUGGCCCUCAGCGCUUCCAUCAACGCCCAGUACGAUCUCACCGAGGACGUUCGCAACCCCCUGGAGCUGGCGCGUCGCCAGGCUCAGGUGGCCGGCUGCACCGAGGUGGGCACCUCCCAGCAGAUCAAGGACUGCCUCAUGGAGCUGCCCGCGCAGCAGAUCAGCGGCGUGCUCGCUGCUGGAGAGCUCUUCGACUGGGGCAUCGACCCCGUGCUCAUCUGGUACCCCGUGGUGGAGAAGGACACCCCCGGCGAGGAGCACUUCCUCACGCAGAACGUGCAGGACAUCUUCCUGUCGGGCAACUUCACGCAGGUGCCCUGGAUCACCGGCCGCACCCGCGACGAGUUCGACUGGCGCGCCUCCACUGUCUUCAAUGAUGAUUCCCUCCGCACUGAUAUGAACGAACAUUGGGACGCUGUGGCACCCAAGGCUUUCAUGUACGUUACCCACGAAAACAGCGACUACAUCAGCGACCAACUGCGCGAGUUCUACAUUCACAACGGCGAUGUUACUGCUGAGAAUGUUGAUCCUCUGGGCAAGCUGUACUCCGACUCCAUCAUCGGCUUCGGCGAGGACCGCGCUGUUAAGACCGUGGCCUCCCUUAGCAAGGCUCCCGUCUGGUACUACAACUUCGAAUACCAGGGCCGCUACAGCUACCAGUACCGUGGCAACACCAGCAUUCCCUAUGGUGUCAUGCACCAGGACGACGUGAUGUACUUCUUCUACCUGGCCGCCGUGUUCCCGUACUUCGACUCCUCCGCGCCCGAGAACUGGGCCAUCGACCGCCUGACCAAGCUGUGGGGCAACUUCGUCAUCCACGGCCACCCCACGCCCGAGGCCGACCCGCUGCUCGACAACGUCAUCUGGGAGCCCUUCACCGUUGAGAACCUCAACUACCUCAACUUCGCCAACUCCACGCUCGACCUCCGCCAGGGCCUGUUCCAGGACCGCAUGGACACGUGGUCGAGGCUCUUCCCGGAGGGGGCGCCGCCCUCCGCAUAAGCCAUCGCGAUUAGGUUGUAGAUCUGGGCCGCGGGGCGCACCACCUUGCCUCGCAGGCGGGCAGCUUCCUCGACCGCCGCUCGGGGACGCCGGCGCCACUGUAUGCGCCGGCGCUGCCUUUAUGUAAUAAACUGUUGAGCAAC